Sceloporus undulatus (fence lizard) is the source of this 1248-nucleotide messenger RNA. Its product is annotated as putative C->U-editing enzyme APOBEC-4. The record is from RefSeq and is a predicted model, not a curated record. The transcript has 2 exons. NCBI's taxonomy places the organism in Eukaryota, Metazoa, Chordata, Lepidosauria, Squamata, Phrynosomatidae. The coding region runs from base 154 to 1248 and encodes 364 amino acids.
UUAAAACAUUUGAAAACCACAUUUACCAUAGAGGUAAAUAGACAGACAAUUGAAGAAGAGCUGUGGCAUAUGUUAACUGUUUAUGACUGAUAUGGUCACCACCAGACUUAUUGACAGGCUGUCACAGUAACAAGGCAAGAUUCCCAUACUCUCAUGGAACUAGAGACUGAAUCAUUUUGCCAAGAAUACCUAGCACAUAAAGGUACAGUGGUGAAGCCAUAUUACUGGCUAACAGAGAGCCAGGCCUGUAUCAGAUGUCCUUAUCACAUAAGAACAGGUGAAGAAGCAAGAGUUCCUUAUGCAGAAUUCCACCAGGCAUUUGGAUUCCCCUAUGGGCCAACACAUCACCGAAAUAAACACCUUCUCUUUUAUGAAGUGAGGCACUUCUCAGGCAAACUGAUGCAGAAGGGCCAUGCGACGAACUGUACAGAGUACAACAUCCAUCCAGAAUCAAUGUUAUUUGAAAUGGGAAGUUACCUAGACUCUCUUGUACACAACUGGGAAAAUGCCGCAUGCAUAGUUCUCUAUUCAAACUAUUCUCCUUGCAACGAGGCAGAGCACUGCUGCAUAAGCAAAAUGUACAGCUUCCUGAGGAAGUAUCCAGAUAUCACACUUUGCCUUUAUUUCUCGCAGCUGUAUCACACGGAGGAGGACUUCCCAGUAGCUCCAUGGAACUGUGAAGCUUUGCAGAGCCUUGCCAGCCGGUGGCCUCAGGUGUCGCUAAGCCCUCUGAGCGGUGGACUUUGGCAGUCUGUCCUCCACAAUUUUGUGACAGCUGUUCCACAGAGAGGCCUUUACCAUCCAAUUUUGCCCAUAAGAGCACUGGCUGAUAGACAAAAUGCACAACAAAUAAACAACAUAACAGGAAUACGGUUUCCUUUUAUGAAAGCCCUGCCUCAGCAAGUCUAUGGAAACGCAAGUGCCAUACCAAAUCUGCAGGAGAACUAUUUGUCCACUUUAUACUCUCAGCAUCCAGCACAAAUGAUAAAUGUUCGGUUGCCCCCGCUAAGAAGGCAACCGCUCCAUUUGGCCUCUCCCAUUAACGUUUCCCCCCCUUGGAGACAGCGAGCCACGUAUCCUAAGCCUAGGAAUAUUGUCAGGCAUGUCAAAAUGCCAGAUGAGUCAUUAAGCAAAAUGAAACAUUUGCAAGUAAUUCCAAAGGGAAGAGCUGUUCACAUGGAGAAAAUUACUGAACUUCGAAGCAGCAAGCCGGCAGAGCAUGAAGGCCACAGGAAGAAAAAGGAUUAA